Molecule: messenger RNA, 2763 nt
Organism: Homarus americanus (American lobster)
Lineage: Eukaryota; Metazoa; Arthropoda; Malacostraca; Decapoda; Nephropidae
Exons: 8
Source: RefSeq, a predicted model, not a curated record
AGCAGCAACAGCAGCAGCAACAGCAGCAGCAGCAGCAGCAACAGCAGCAACAGCAACAACAGCAGCAACAGCAACAGCAACAACAACAGCAACAGCAACAGCAACAACAACAGCAACAGCAACAGCGGCAACAGCAACCAGCCAGCAACGGCGACAACAACGGCAACCAGCCAACCAACAGCAACAGCAACAGCAAGCAACGAAGCAACGAGCAGCGACGGCAGCAACAGCAACCGACGGCAGACAACGGCGACAACAGACAGCACAACAGCAGCAACCGGCAACGAAGCAACAACCGGCAAGCAACAGCAACCAGCAACCAACAACGACCAACAAAGCAGCAACAACAACGGCAACAACAACCAGCAACCGGCAGCAACCCGAAGCGAGCGGCGAAGCGGCGACGACGACGGCGACGACCGGCAACGGCGGCCGCCAGCAACCGACGACAGCGAGCGACGGCAGCGGCAACCGGCGGCAACCAACCCGACGACAACGACAGCGACGGCGGCGACGGCAACCGACGGCAACGGCGACGACGACGGCGACGACGAAGCAACCGAGCGACGACGACAACGGCGACGACGACGACGACGACGACGACGACGACGACGACGACGACCGGCAACUGACGGCAACCCGACGACAACCGACGACGACGACGGCGACGACGACGACGACGACGACAACGACGACGAGCAAGCCAGACGACGGCCGACGAAGCAACCGACGACGACGACUGACAACGACAACCAACCGACGACGACGACGACGACGACGACGACGACGACCGACGACGACAACCGACGACCGGCAAACAACGACAAACAAAACGACAGCAACCAACAGCAACGGCAACGACAACAGCAGCAAGCAACCAACCAACAGCAACCAGCAGCAACAACACAACAACCGGCAACAGCGAAAAACGGCAGCAACAGCAACCAGCAACGGCAACAGCAGCAACCAGCAGCAACCCAGCAACAGCAACAACCGGCAGCAGCAAAACCAGCAGCAGCAACCAGCAGCAACCAACAGCAACGGCAACCGCAACGGCAACUGACAACAGCAACCAGCAACGACAGCAGCAACCAGCAGCAACGGCAACAACAGCACAACAGCAACACAACCGACGGCAACGGCAACGACGGCGACGACAACAACCAGCAAGCAACCGAGCCGACGGCGACGACGGCAACGGCAGACGGCGACGACGACAACCAGCAACAAGAGCAACCGGCAAACCGGCAGCGGCAACGACGACAACAACGACAGCAACGGCAACAACCGGCAAACAACGACGACGGCAGCAACGACGACGACCGGCGACGAAGCGGCGAAGCAAGCAAACUGACGGCGACGGCAACAGACAGCGACAACGGCGAAGCGAAACGACAACAAGCAACCAAACGACCGACGACGACCGGCCAACGGCGGCAAACGACGACCGGCGGCAACAGCGGCAACGACGGCAACCGGCGACGGCUGACAACGGCAGCGGCAGCAACCGGGCGGCAACAACAACCAACCCGCAACCCGGCAACCGGCGACAACCAACAACCGAACCGAAGCGGCAACGACAACGACGAAAACGGCGGCAACAACCCAACGACGACGACAACGACAACGGCGACGCCAACAACCAACCGGCAGCAACGACGAACAGCAACCAGCAAGCAACGGCGGCAACGAGCAACCAGCAACGACAACGGCAACAACCGGCAACCGGCAACGACGGCAACCAGCAACGACAACAACAACAACAACAACAACAACCAGCGGCAACGGCAACAACCGGCGAAGCACAACAACAACGAACAACCAACCAACGACAACAAGGCGAGGCUGACCGACAGCAACGGCGACGACAAACGACGGCAACCGGCGGCGGCGGCAAUGACGGCAACGCAACGCAACGGCAAUGACGACAACCGGCAACAACUGGCGGCGGCAACGGCGGCAACCGGCGACAACGGCAACAACCGGCAACGGCAACAACAACAACAACAGCAGCGACGGCAACCGGCGACAACCGGCAGCAGCGGCGACGACGGCGGCAGCGAGCAACCGACGAGCGGCAACGGCCGGCAGCAGCGACCGGCAACUGACGGCAGCGACAGCGACGGCAGCGACAACGGCAGCGACUCGGCAACCGGCAACGGCAACCGACGGCGACGACGAGCGGCGACGGCAGCGACGAGCAACGGCAGCGGCAGCAACCGACGACGACGAGCAGCAGCGACGACGACGGCGGCGGCGACGACGACGACGACGGCCGGCGACGGCAAGCGACUGACGACAGCAACGGCGGCAGGCAGCAAUGACGAGCGGCGACGACGGCGGCGAGCGGCGACGACGGCAACGACGACACGACGACGGCAACGACGGCAACGACGGCGAGCGACGACGACGACGGCAACAGCAAACGAAACCCGACGACUGACGACGACGACGACGGCGGCAACGGCGACAAAACGGCAACCGGCAAGCAACGACGACGACGACAAUGACAACAACAACAGCGACAACGACAACGGCAAGCAACGACAACCCGGCAACCGGCAACGACGGCAACAACAGCAAGCAGCAACCGAAAAACGACAACAAGCGCAACAGCAACAACAACGGCAACACCAACAACAGCAGCAACAGCAGCAGCAACAACAACCACAACAACAACAGCAACAACAACAACAACAACAACAACAGCAACAACAACAACAACAGCAACAGCAACAACAACAGCAACAACAACAGCAACAA